Drosophila guanche is the source of this 3992-nucleotide messenger RNA. It is a transcript of the gene dx, whose product is annotated as protein deltex. Lineage: Eukaryota; Metazoa; Arthropoda; Insecta; Diptera; Drosophilidae. Gene Ontology annotation, molecular function: zinc ion binding; ubiquitin protein ligase activity. Gene Ontology annotation, cellular component: nucleoplasm. Gene Ontology annotation, biological process: protein ubiquitination; Notch signaling pathway. The transcript is spliced from 4 exons. The record is from RefSeq and is a predicted model, not a curated record. Bases 436 to 2679 code for a protein of 747 amino acids.
GUACAACACAUCGCUACCCAUCGCUAAGGAAAUAUAAUAAUAUCUAUCAAUUUAAUUAAUUAAGUGGCUCAGGCUCACUCAACAAAUCCGUGCGCAUUAAGUUAGUUUUCGACCCAUAUCGAGUGAUUUUUUUCUUCCAAUCGGAAACCAUUAUGCAUACGCAAUCCAGCGUCAGCUAACGAUGCACUGCCCAGCCCAGCCAGCAAGCCACCAUUUUUAAUUUCUUUGUUUAUUUUGUGCUCAUCUUCGUAGUCGCACGCAGUCGCAGUGGCAGUGGCAGUGUCAGCCAAAAAUUCGGAGCUACCACGCAAUUGAAAAUAAAGAUAGAGAGCAUAGAGAGAUUGAUCCGCGGAACCAUUUGUAGCGAUGGUGUGAGUGCAUCGCCCCCAUCCUUCCCCCAAUCGGUGUGUGUGUGUGUGUGUGUGUGCGCGCGCGAUGGCCAGCAGCGCUUCGGGCGGAUCAGCAGGGCCUGGCGCUGGCCCUGCGCCGCCCCCCGUCAAUCACACCCAUGCCGUGUGCGUGUGGGAGUUUGAGUCGCGCGGCGGCAAGUGGCUGCCCUACUCGCCGGCCGUGUCGCAGCACCUGGAGCGUGCGCACGCCAAGAAGCUCACCCGCGUGAUGCUGAGCGACGCGGACCCCAGCCUGGAGCAGUACUACGUGAAUGUGCGUACCAUGACCCAGGAGUCGGAGGCCGAAUCGGAGACGGGCCUGCUAACGAUUGGGGUGCGGCGCAUGUUCUAUGCCCCUAGCUCGCCGGCAGGCAAAGGCACCAAGUGGGAGUGGUCGGGCGGCAGUGCGGACAGCAACACCGACUGGCGGGCCUACAAUAUGCAUGUGCAGUGCAUCAUCGAGGAUGCCUGGGCGCGGGGCGAGCAAACGUUGGAUUUAUGCCGCAGCAAUAUCGGACUGCCCUACACCAUCAACUUUUGUAAUCUCACACAGCUGCGGCAGCCGAGCGGCCCCAUGCGCAGCAUUCGCCGCACCCAGCAAGCACCCUAUCCGCUGGUCAAGCUCACGCCACAGCAGGCCAUCCAGCUGAAGAGUAGCAGCAAUGCCAGCAACUAUACUACGCUGCCGAAGCUGGUGGAGAGCAAGUCUCUCCAUCGAAUGCCCAUGAACCGGCAGCAGCAUCCGCUUCCUGUGACACACCAUCACCAUCAUCAUACCCAGCAGCAGCAACAACAACAACAACAACAACAACAACAGCAGCAACAACAGCAGAUGCAGCAGCAUCAUCAACAGCUGCAGCAGCAGCAGCAUCAACAUCAUCAUCAGACGGCACCAAGGAAGCCGCCGAAGAAGCACAGCGAAAUAUCCACCACCAAUCUGCGGCAGAUACUCAAUAAUCUGAACAUCUUCGGCAGCAGCACCAAGCACUCGAGCAUGCCGGCAGCCAGUGCCAGUUCCUCCUCCUCAUCGGCCUCGGCCUCCACGCACACGCUACACCACAGCAGCCAUAUGCCACACACGCACGGACAUUCCCACACCCUCAACCACACGCAUGCCCUCGCCCACGGGCAUGCGCACGCCCACACCAUCUCCAGCUCUCACUUUACGCAUGGCAAGAACAUUGUGACCUCGUCGAUGAACAGCCAUCACAGCCGGUGUUCGGAGGGAUCGCUGCAGUCGCAGCGGAGCAGUCGUCUCGGGUCGCACAGGUCCCGGUCACGAACGCGCGCCUCCGACACGGACACCAACAGCGUCAAGUCGCACCGGCGGCGCCCGAGCGUGGACACCGUAUCCACAUACCUCAGCCACGAGAGCAAAGAGAGCCUGAGAAGCCGCAACUUUGCCAUAUCUGUCAACGAUCUGCUCGAUUGCUCCCUGGGCAGUGACGAGGUGUUUGUGCCAUCGCUGCCGCCUUCAUCGCUGGGCGAACGGGCGCCAGUGCCGCCACCACUGCCGCUGCAUCCACACCAGCAACAGCAACAACAACAACAACAGCAACAACAACAACAGCAACAACAGCAGCAGCUGCAGCUUCAACUGCAGCAGCAGCAACAAUCAAUCGCCGGUUCGAUUGUGGGCGUGGAUCCGGCCAGUGAUAUGAUAUCGCGAUUCGUGAAAGUGGUAGAGCCGCCCUUGUGGCCCAAUGCCCAGCCCUGUCCUAUGUGCAUGGAGGAGCUAGUGCACUCCGCCCAGAAUCCGGCCAUAUCGCUUAGUCGUUGCCAGCAUUUGAUGCACCUGCAGUGCCUCAAUGGCAUGAUAAUUGACCAGCAGAACGACAUGAACAAGAACCUCUUCAUUGAGUGUCCUGUGUGCGGAAUUGUCUAUGGCGAGAAGGUGGGCAAUCAGCCCAUCGGCAGCAUGUCCUGGAGCAUCAUUAGCAAGAAUCUGCCCGGCCACGAGGGACAGAACACCAUACAGAUUGUUUACGACAUUGCCUCUGGCCUACAGACGUCCGAGCAUCCGCAUCCGGGCCGUGCCUUCUUUGCCGUGGGCUUUCCGCGUAUCUGCUACCUGCCCGACUGCCCGCUGGGCCGCAAGGUGUUGCGCUUCCUGAAGAUUGCCUUCGAUCGACGCCUGCUGUUCUCGAUUGGACGAUCGGUGACAACCGGCCGGGAGGAUGUGGUCAUCUGGAAUAGUGUUGAUCACAAGACUCAGUUUAAUAUGUUCCCGGAUCCCACGUAUCUCCAGCGCACCAUGCAGCAGUUGGUCCAUCUGGGCGUGACAGAUUGAAACCCGAAGCGAUCCCAGGCGAUCCACGAUUCACCCUCCCAUCGAUGAGAGCCCCCAUUCCAUCAUGCCCCAACCCACAUCCCACACAACUCUUCCAUUUCGUGUUUAAGUUACUUCCUACUACAUAAUCUCAGUGUGUGUGCAAUCCUCGUUACUAUAAUAUAUUUUUUUCAAUAGGAUAUAUUGUAGAAUAUCGUAGUACCGCCAAGCGUUCGAGCUGCUCGAACCCUAAACAGCAAUGCCGCCAACAGCAAACAGCAACAAUUGUAACCUAAACAUAAACCUAAACUUCCUUUCGCGCUCUUCCAAUUCGCAUUUCAUAGUAUUAUGAACAAACGCUAAUCGUUAAUUGCGUACAUAUGUAAGCUAUGUAUUAACCAGCUAUGUAUUUAGUACAACAAUCAGUUAAGUUUGUAAAAGAGAAUCUUAAACCAAGACACCUAUUAGUAUUAGGCAUAGAUAACCCCAAAACCCAACCCAUUAACCAGCCAGGCCAUUCCCCAAAGCAAUUAAGAUGGAGAGCAGAGGUGUGCCCCGAGCUGUACCAAAAUUAUAGAAAUCGCGGGGAAGGGGAUGACUAUGUAUAUUUGUUGAUAUAGCAUAGCUCUUGCCUCCAGCGUAUCAUCUUUACCCUCUACCUCCCACACUCAUUCUCUUUCUCUCUCUCUCUUUCUUUCUGUCUGCCCAUUCAUUCAUAUUAUCCUUAAAUUCCAUUUUGUUCUAAGAUAGUGUAUGCUAUAGAUUUAUACACACAAAGAGAGAGAGAGAGAGAGAGAGACGGUGAGUGAAAGAGAGCAAGAUAGAGAGAUACAUGGAGAAAGAGAGAGAUAGACUUUCGUCUUUGGCCAUUUAUUUCAUUCUUCCAUUCAGCGAAUUUGAUGUGAUUUUAUUUUGAAUUAUUCAGAGUCUGUCUAGGCCUACUAUAGAGAACAUAAGUUACAUAUGUAUGUAUAUCAGAUCAGCAUAUUCCACUAUACAUACAUACAUUUAUCAUUACAUUUAAUAAUACAUGAUCAUAUUUUUUUUGUAUUUGAAUUUUUUGCACACAUUGAUGAAUUUUGGUUGCUUUCAUAUUGAUAUCAUCGAACAUCGACCUACAUUUACAUACACGCAUACAUCGUAUAUACAGUGGAUAUACAUGUAUAUGUAUAUAUACAGAAAGUUUCUUGAGAGGAGAUUAUACUGACAGAUAGAGCUCUGAUAGGCAGCUCGUCCUAGCCAGCAUAUAUGAUAUGAUAUACGAAUACGUUUUGACUAAGUUGUAUUUAGCACUGAUUAGUUCUUAGAAUUCACUUCGAAUAUUCCCACACAAC